AUGCUGCUGAUCGAGCAGCCACCACCUCCCAAUGUUGCUCUCACUGAUGACGAAGAAGAAGAAGAUUGGGAUUUUGACUGGGAAAAAUGGCGAGAGAAACAGGAUGAGCUGGAAGUGAUCUUCGAAAGACAGAGGAAAAAUGGUGGUUUGAUUCUAGAUAGAGUUGACGAAGUAAUAGAUCUUGAUGUUACUUUCCAAAUUUCUUAG
Gongylonema pulchrum is the source of this 207-nucleotide messenger RNA. The record is from the annotation of a GenBank genome assembly. NCBI's taxonomy places the organism in Eukaryota, Metazoa, Nematoda, Chromadorea, Rhabditida, Gongylonematidae.